Molecule: messenger RNA, 1949 nt
Organism: Xylaria bambusicola
Lineage: Eukaryota; Fungi; Ascomycota; Sordariomycetes; Xylariales; Xylariaceae
Product: 6-phosphofructo-2-kinase
Exons: 3
Coding region: 176-1513 (445 amino acids)
Biological process (GO): fructose metabolic process; fructose 2,6-bisphosphate metabolic process
Cellular component (GO): cytosol
Molecular function (GO): ATP binding; fructose-2,6-bisphosphate 2-phosphatase activity; 6-phosphofructo-2-kinase activity
Source: RefSeq, a predicted model, not a curated record
UUCCACUCAAGCAUUCCUAAGUAGAACAACUACUUGACGGUUCAUUUUGCAUGCUAUCUCUACCCAAUUUUGGCGCUCGUCGUUCUCGCAGCUUGUCAACGCGUUCGACCCUUCGCGCCACUAUUUUACAGCUUUCCACACAUAGAUCUAUGCAUGUGCUGGGUCACUAGCAAAUAUGACACCCAAAACUAAUGGCCGUGGAGUCCAGGUGGAGGACACCAAGAUUUGUGUCGUAAUGGUCGGGUUGCCUGCUCGUGGGAAGAGCUACAUUGCACAGAGAGCCCAACGCUACUUGACAUGGCUCUCAAUACCCUCCAAAACCUUUAAUGUGGGAAACUACCGCCGUAAUGACGCCCCUCAACCGUCAGCCGACUUUUUCGACACUGCCAACGCCGAGGGUGAACGUAGACGUCGUGCCGCAGCUGAGGCAGCCUUUGCCGAUAUGCUGGGUUGGUUCCGGGAAGGUGGCGUAAUUGGAAUAUUAGACGCUACCAACUCGACCAAAGACAGGCGUAAAUGGGUUUCAAAUAUGUGCGCACGGGAGGGCAUCGAAGUCCUGUUCGUCGAGUCGAAAUGCGAUAAUGAGGAGCUAAUUAUGGCCAACAUUCGUGAUGUUAAGACCACGAGCCCUGACUACCAGGGCCAAGACCCCGAAGAAGCCGCCCUUGACUUCCGCAACCGCAUUAAACACUACGAAAAAGUCUACAAGACAAUAGACGGGGACGGAGACGAGAGCCACUACACAUACCUGAAAAUGAUGGAUGUUGGUAGUCAAGUGAUUAUCAACCGCAUUCAGGACUACUUACAGAGCCGGGUCGUCUACUACCUCAUGAAUUUACAUAUCCGCCCCCGAUCUGUUUGGUUGUCGAGACAUGGUGAAUCUAUGUACAAUCUAUCAGGUCGGAUCGGUGGUGACGCGGACUUAUCGCCAAGAGGACACCAAUACGCCAGUAAAUUACCGGAGCUUGUACGGAAAUCUGUCGGUGAUAACCGACCUCUUACCGUAUGGACGUCGACACUAAAGAGAACCAUAGCAACGGCACGUUUCUUACCAGAGAACUAUAACCAAUUACAGUGGAAAGCCUUAGACGAAUUAGAUGCGGGUGUAUGCGAUGGUAUGACGUAUCAAGAGAUAAAAGAUGUGUACCCAGAAGACUUCGUUGCGCGCGAUGAAGACAAGUACAACUAUCGGUACCGCGGGGGUGAAUCAUAUCGCGACGUAGUGAUUCGGUUAGAGCCUAUCAUCAUGGAGCUGGAAAGAUCCGAGGAUAUUCUCAUUGUUACGCACCAAGCCAUCCUACGUUGCAUAUAUGCAUACUUCAUGAAGAAGGACCAGUCUCUAUCGCCUUGGAUGAACGUUCCUCUUCACUGCCUAAUCAAGCUCACACCCCGCGCGUAUGGCACAGACGAGGAACGCUACCAGGCUGAUAUCCCCGCCGUAAGCACGUGGCGUGGCAAGGGCAGCACUGCCAAGCACGAAGAUCCUAUACCCGAGGCUAAUAUGUCUCAUUGAUGGAAAGUCUUGGCGCAGCCCGAGCGUUGAAGGAGUCUUGGCAGCGACGCGAACCCUAUCGAGAAUCGCUUCAAGAAUAGCGAAUGGAGAAUCUUUACUUGCGGUCUACUAUGGCCCGUUAGCGAGAUAUAUACAGUAUUCUGACGAGAGAAUACUGAUAUAGAUGUUGUGGAUUUGGCCGGAACUGGACGACAGCCCGGAGUUUCGGGUACGGGAUUGCAUCUCACAUAUUCUGUUAGAUGAGAUGUGCGAGAGUACACGGUUUGCGUGUGGCUACGGAUAACUGAAGACUCUUGGUCCUGUCCUACUGGAGGCGUGUAUAGUAUACGUACACUAGCGUUCUCUGAAUUUUAAUGUAUAGCUGGUGUCAUACCUAUUUGGUGGCAUGAUGAACUUAUGCGUCUUCUUCCCUGUGUUUCGUGUGUGUGCCUUUUGU